This is a messenger RNA of Puma concolor (puma), 264 nucleotides long. Lineage: Eukaryota; Metazoa; Chordata; Mammalia; Carnivora; Felidae. The record is from RefSeq and is a predicted model, not a curated record.
AUGGCUGUCUCAGCACUACGGCUGACGAUUGUCCUGGGACUACUGGUCUUAAUCCUGACUUGCCAGGCAGAUGAUGCAUAUGACAAACCAGAUGACAAGCCAGAUGACUCAGACAAAAAAACAGAGCCAGAUUUUCCAAAAUUCCUAAACCUCUUGGGCACAGAGAUCAUUGAGAAUGCAGUGGAGUUCAUCCUCCGCUCCAUGACGAGGAGCACAGGAUUUAUGGAAUUCGAUGAUAAACAAGGAGAACAUUCAGCAAAGUGA